AUGGGCAAGGGCACAGACAAGUUAUACAUCACCCACUCGGAGUGGUCCUCGUCCGACGCCUACUCGGCGAGCGUCGGCGCCAACGCAUCAGGACGCGGCGGCUCCUCCUCCUCCGCCCUCUUCCGCCGCCUGCCCUUCAACUUCUGCGCCGCGUCCCUCCAGCCCUUCAAGAACCCCGUCUGCACCCCCGAUGGCACCAUCUUCGACGUCGAGGUCAUCGGCGCGUGGCUCGACAAGCACCCGAACCAGAACCCGGUGACGGGCGAGCCCCUGCACAAGAAGGACCUGAUACGGCUCAACUUUGCGCGCAACGCCGAGUCGGACUCGCUGGGCGCCGGGCUGAGCGACGGAAAGGGCGACCUCGUCGACCCCGUCACGUUCAAGGUCUUUACCGACAAUACGCACAUCGUCGCCGUGCGACAUGGCGCGUACGCGAAUGUCUUUGCGUGGGAGACGGUCGAGCGCAUGAAUAUCAAGCCCAAGAUGUGGCGCGACCUCGUCGACGAUGAGCCGUUUACGCGUGCCGAUGUCAUCACCCUGCAGGACCCGCAGAACGCCGCCAGCCGCAACCUCGACCAGUUCAAGUUCCUGCGCGACGGCGGCGAGGCCCAGCUCACGAAGGAGCAGGAGGAGGAGCGCAAGGCGGGGGGCGUCAACGCCAGCGCGCUGGGAAGCAUGGGCGACAAGGUGCUACGCGCGAGGGCAGCCGUAGAUAAGGCGCGAAAGGCGCGCGAGGCCGGCGGCGACGUCAACCGCAGUUCGUCCUCGGCGCUGGCCAAGCUGCCAGGCAAUGCCUCCUCAUCAUCAGCAGUGCCGCGGCAGAACAUGAUUCAGGAGAAGAAGCUCGCGGCCAACUCGGCAGCAUACACGACGGGCCGCGCGGCAGCCAGCUUCACCAGCACAGGGCUCACGCCCGAGACGAGCGGCGAGCGCGCGCUCCUCACAGACGAGGAGUUCAUGCUCAAGCCGCGGCGCGUCAAGACCAAGGGGUACGCGCGCAUGGAGACGAGCCUCGGCGACCUGACCAUCGAGCUGCAGACCGAGACGGCCCCGCGCGCCGUCUGGAACUUCAUCCGCCUCGCCCAAAAGGGCUACUACCGCGGCGUCGCCUUCCACCGCAACAUCCCCGGCUUCAUGAUCCAGGGCGGCGACCCCUCGGGCACGGGCAAGGGCGGCGCCAGCAUCUGGGGCAAGUACUUCAACGACGAGUUCGACGGGCCCCUGACGCACAACGCCCGCGGCAUCGUCUCCAUGGCCAACAAGGGCAAGAACACAAACUCGUCGCAGUUCUUCAUCACCUACAAGCCCACUCCGCACCUCGACCGCAAGCACACCAUCUUCGGCGUCAUACCCCCCAGCCCCUCCACCGACGCCGUCCUCGCCAAGAUGGAGGCCGUCCCCACCGACGGCUCCAACCGCCCCCUCAACAAGAUCCUCAUCAAGGACGUCGUCGUCCUCAUUGACCCUUUCGAGGAGUUCCAGGCCCAGCGCAAGGAGGAGGAGCGCCGCGCCGAGGAGCGCGAGCAGGUUCGCCGCCAGGGCGGCACCGAUGACGACCGGACAACGUGGACGGGCAAGCGCAUCAGGGGCGAUGGCACGAUUGAAAAUGGCAAGGGCAGUGAGGCUGUGGGCAAAUACCUCAAGGCUGCUGCCGUCGAGGCGAACGGGGCCGACGGCACAAACGCUGACGACGUCGACACUUGGGAGGAGCCCGUCAAGAAAAAGUUUAAAGGCGGGGGAUUUGGAAACUUUGACGGCUGGUGA
Messenger RNA from Purpureocillium lilacinum, 1764 nucleotides. RefSeq names its product peptidyl-prolyl cis-trans isomerase cyp8. Gene Ontology annotation, biological process: protein polyubiquitination; protein folding; protein peptidyl-prolyl isomerization. Gene Ontology annotation, cellular component: catalytic step 2 spliceosome. NCBI's taxonomy places the organism in Eukaryota, Fungi, Ascomycota, Sordariomycetes, Hypocreales, Ophiocordycipitaceae. Gene Ontology annotation, molecular function: peptidyl-prolyl cis-trans isomerase activity; ubiquitin protein ligase activity. The record is from RefSeq and is a predicted model, not a curated record.